This is a messenger RNA of Triplophysa rosa, 2713 nucleotides long. It is a transcript of the gene saxo6, whose product is annotated as Mdm1 nuclear protein. Gene Ontology annotation, biological process: negative regulation of centriole replication. Bases 271 to 2553 code for a protein of 760 amino acids. The record is from RefSeq and is a predicted model, not a curated record. NCBI's taxonomy places the organism in Eukaryota, Metazoa, Chordata, Actinopteri, Cypriniformes, Nemacheilidae. Gene Ontology annotation, molecular function: microtubule binding. The transcript has 16 exons.
ACAUUCACAAGUAGCUUUUCUGACGAGUACAUACAUUCAUAGAUAUGCAUACAUUUCAUACGAAACAACAUUAUUUACACCACGUCACCUACUGUAGCGUAAUGACAAAGCGGCUUACAACCGUACGCAUGCGUGUAUCGGGGGACGCACAGCCUUCACCAAGGUAACGCCAGACAAUCCUGUAACUGAAUCUGAUCCCACUCCACCAAGCUUGUAACACAAACACUUUUGUUGAGAUACUUCACUUUGCACAACCACCUUUGACCCAGAAUGACUGUCCAUUUUAAGGGAACCAGCGAGUAUAGAAGUAGAUACAAGGGUCGAGCAACACGAUCCAGAAGCGAUUCUCCACAUCAGAGGAUGCGACUGACAGGACUGCGUUCUGAUCAAAAUAAAAUAACCCGGGAACCCCAAUUCCCAUCCAAAAGGAGAGUGCCAUUUUACCCACCUCAGGUAUCCAGCUCCCUGCAAUGGGAAAGACAUGAUCCACAUCAACAACGCCAUGAGAGGAGCAGGCCUGUCACACCUCCAGCUGUCAAACCUGUGGCUAGAGCCACUAGUGUAGAAAGUGAGCGGACCCCACUGGCCCCAAGACACAGCGCACCACAAGAGGGCACCGCUGCACCGUCACAACAACAAGCAGAGGCACAAGCAGUUCAGCCAACCAGGACCACUGCUGACCAGACAAAACUGAGACUGGCACAAAACGGAGUAAACCAUGCAUUGCGGAAGCGAGCAGGACUGAAGUCAGAGCAACAGAGAAGUGGGCACUUGAGCUCAGAGUACCAGAGACAGUUCAUGAGGAAAACCCCUGUGGCCGAUUCCCCCCUGCUGGCUGCACAUGAGAUGUUUUAUAAUGACAAUAAAGUUAUCCCACCCUUCAAGUCCAACCCAGUAAUCAUGGAAAGUGAGUACAGGAGAAAUUUUAAAGGAUCACCACCUCCCAGACCACCUCGCUUGAGACGAGAUGUUGAGCAGUGUGAGGUCCCAGAGAUUUUUACCCAAGAGAAGAAAAAGAGGAAGAAAAAGGAGAGGCAACGCAGUAGAAAGUCAAGCCCCAUGGAAGUGAGCCAUCCGCAGCUACAGUUCCAACAACAGGAAGUAAGGAAGGCGAAAACUGAGUACAGCUCCAACUUUCGUUCUCCACUCCAGUACUGCUACAGAGAUGGCGCUUGGGUGAAGGCCAGAACUGCACAGGUGGAGGAGUGUGAACAUGAUCAGUGGUGGUAUCGUGAGGUGCAGGAGCUACGCGAGAGAGCAGAAGCCUACCGGAAAAGGGCCAGGGGGACUCAUUUUUCCCGUCAACACUUCAACCAGAUCAUGUCGGAGCACAACUGGAUGUGGGAGCCUUCCAGUGGCACCUCCUCCUCACCCUCUGUCACAUCCGAGUGCUGCAGAAGCGCUAACAGCAGCCCCAUCAUAGAGGCUCUGGAUCUGGCUAGCCCUGGACCUUCUGCUUCUGUGGCAACCAGCAGGAGAAGCUCUACUGGAGAGAUGCCUCAUGCAGAAGGCCCCACCCUCCCUGUGCAAAGAAAGUUGGCUUGGGAUGAAGAAGCAGGGCCUGGAGAAAGAACUGAGGUCGAGGUUUUACAGAAGGAGCGGAAUUCUGAAGAUGGCCAUGUGGAACCACAUGUGAAUGGGAAGAUUAUGGACAAAAAUAAGAGGUUGCAGGUUUUGAAAACUGCAUCAUCAGCAGUGGAAGGGUCUGGAGGUUCUAUCAACGGCGGCAGAUUGCCUACCCCUAAACUAAAGACUACGCAAACAGUACAAAGGACACAUCAUGACCGCACCACUCCGGCUACUGGAGGUGCUCUACUGGUCCUUCCUCCAAAGAUCAAAAAUUCUUUUAAAACUUGGAAGAUCGAGUCACCUUUAGGAAACCCCCACUCUCCUUACACACAUAUCGAUGGAUCUCCACAGCGACCAAACAGCAAGGCUGUGAACGGAAGCUCGCCAAACUCCUCACCAGCUGCAGGCCUCACCACCAUAGAUCCGCUUCCUAUUCGAGAUGAUGCAUGGUCUGAUGAGGAGCCCCAAUACUCUAAUCCAAGACAGGCCAAGCCAUCACAAGCACAGGAUAGACAACGUCCCAAAGCCAUUGUCACUUCACCUGCCAACAAAAUCCAGGGCGCCAUGAGAAACCCGGAGUUUCAGCAUAAUGGUAACCUGGGAAUUUUUCGGCCAGAGCUGUUUGUGUUUCCUGAAUCUGACUCUGCUGUGUCAGACAAUGGUUCAGUAAGAACAGGAAGUAGAUCAGCUUCUCUUUUGAUGUGGGGACCAUAUCAAGAACAACUGCUUCAUUUCCUAUCCCUGGUUUCACUUAUUAUGAUAAGAUGUCUCAGAUCUCUUCUAGAUCAGCAGCUUCAUGCUCCAUGGCGUCUGAGAUCCUGGACCGUGCUCAGAGAAGAAAGGAGGAAUUUUGGGGAAAAAGAUAAUGUGUCAAAGCUCAGGAUUUUUACUAAAACGGCCAUUAACUUGUCAGGAUGUAAAGCAAUUUUUUCCCAACCAUUUUGCCUUUAUACCAAAUUGUAUUGUGCUGUAGACCGUAUUUAAAAUGAAAAAAAAAAUGUAUUUGAUCUGUUUGACUACUAGACCACAAUUGUGUGCUCAGUAAAUGUUUUGCUAAUAAGACAAUGCAUUUUAAAAUGACACGUUUUUGAAAAAUUAAAUGGACCAGAAUUUGCUCAAAUUCAUUCAUAAAAUAAAAAGUAAU